GUGACUUCCUCGUGCUGUGACGUAACUGACAUAUCAAUACACUACGGUUGUCGACUCAGUUGAAAGCGCAAGACAGCCCGAGCCCUGGAAAAAGCUUAUUCAGCUCACGGGAAAGAAAAGAUGUCUCGCGAUAUGAAGAAGCUUACUGGGCUCGUGGCAGCUACAUUCACACCUCUCACUGCAGAAGGGGAGAUUCAUCUUUCUGUUAUUGGGCCAUACAUUGAUUAUCUUACAGAGACACAGAGUGUCCAGAAGGUGUUUGUAAAUGGCACAACAGGUGAAGGUUUUUCUUUAACUGUGGAUGAAAGAAAGCGUCUUGCUGCCGAAUGGUGCCUACAGGGCAAGGGCAAACUCGAGCAGGUCAUAGUUCAUGUUGGCUCUAUGAGUAUAAAAGAUACUCAAGAACUGGCUCAGCAUGCUGCCAGUAUUGGGGCGGAUGGUAUAGCAGUAAUCUCCCCUUCCUUCUUCAAACCCACUAAUGCAGAUGCAUUGAGGAUGUUUCUAAAGGAAGUGGGAGCCGCUGCUCCAGAUCUUCCGUUAUAUUAUUAUCAUAUUCCAAGCAUGACUGGAGUUGGUUUGGAAGUGGCUGAUGUGCUUAAUGGCAUUGAGAAGAUGAUCCCCUCUUUUAACGGAGUGAAAUUCAGUGGAACUGACCUAAGGGAUCUUGGACAAUGUGUCUGUUACAGCCAGUCCCACAACUGGUCUGUCCUGUAUGGAGUUGAUGAACAACUCCUGGGUGCUUUGGUACUGGGUGUUCACGGAGCUGUGGGAAGCACAUAUAACUACCUCGGAUGCAAAGCGAAGGAAAUGCUUUCUGCUUUUGAUGAGGGUAAAAUGACGCAGGCCAGAGACCUACAGUUUAAAUGUAUGGACGCUAUCACAUUUGCCAAGAACCUUGGUUUUGAUGUGGCCGUGAAUAAACAGGUGAUGAGUGAACUGUCAGGGUUAGAGCUGGGUCCUCCCCGUCUUCCAAUGCUGCCCUGCCCCAUCUCAAAGGCCCAGACUAUAGCACAGAAAAUCAAGGACACCUAUUGUUUAACAUAAAUUUACAAAGUCCAGAAGACAGGUUUGACUUAAUCACCAGUGCCAAUGACCUUAAAAUUACUGAAUUUGUUAUGCAUUUUUAUACAUGCACACAUUUGAAAUUUACUUUUGUGAAAUGUACAUUUUGUACGUUAUACGCUUGAUAUUUUUAUUGUUUUAUGUUGUUCCUAUAACCACAGAAAAAUGAAAUAACAAUUUAUUUCUGAUUUUCUUAAUAUUUCGGUGUUAUUUUGUUUUCUGGUGAUUAAUGUAAUGGAUGUCCGUCUGGGGGACUAAGAUCAGUUCGCGAUCAGUGUUGGGUGUAACUAGUUACUAAGUAAUUAGUUACUGUAAUUUAAUUACUUUUCCCUUGAAAAAGUAAAGUAAGGGAUUACUCAUAUGUUUUCUGUAAUUUAAUUACAGUUACUUUUCAUGCAAUUAAACUAAAUACUUUGUGCAAUAUGUGUGCAAUAGUGUAGUGGACAUCAAAAUUCAAAGUCUUACUUUAAAAUCUAUGCUUUAAUGUAUAAUUCUCACAUUUGUAAUACUUUGGUCAGUUAAUAAUAUUAUUUAUUUGAAUGAAUUAAAUAAGCUGUUUCAUGUCUGUCCUUGAAUCACUUAACUAAUCAAGGUUGAUGUAGGAUAUAGAAAGUAAUUAGUAAUGAGUAACUAAAUACUUUUUGGACAGAGUAAUUUGGACAGUAAUCUAAUUACACUAUUGAAUCUGUAAUGAGUUACUAGUAAUUAGUUACUUUUUCAGAGUAACUUACCCAACACUGGUCGCGAUUGCACCCUCGUGUAAGACACUUAUCAAAGUAUUUCUACAGUUUGUUACAAAUAACAUUCCUCACAAAACGUGUACUGUAAGCAUUUCUUGCAAAAAGUGUACUGUAAGUAUGAAAAUCCACUGCUCUGACAUGCAGAACAGAAUCAAUGUAUUAACUUUUUAUCAAGUUACUAGAACUAAUACUGUACUAUUAAUACACUAAAUUCAUAUUUGCACAUGUAACUCACAUUUUUGUAUCAUUUUGUAAUAACACAUAAAGGGAACAUUUUUGUAUUUCAAGAAAUAUGUUUACAUUAAAAUGAACGUAAUUAAAUAUCA
Triplophysa dalaica is the source of this 2128-nucleotide messenger RNA. It is a transcript of the gene npl, whose product is annotated as N-acetylneuraminate pyruvate lyase (dihydrodipicolinate synthase). NCBI's taxonomy places the organism in Eukaryota, Metazoa, Chordata, Actinopteri, Cypriniformes, Nemacheilidae. The transcript has 12 exons. The record is from RefSeq and is a predicted model, not a curated record. Gene Ontology annotation, biological process: N-acetylneuraminate catabolic process. The coding region runs from base 121 to 1044 and encodes 307 amino acids. Gene Ontology annotation, molecular function: 4-hydroxy-tetrahydrodipicolinate synthase activity; N-acetylneuraminate lyase activity.